This is a messenger RNA of Centrocercus urophasianus (Greater sage-grouse), 5249 nucleotides long. It is a transcript of the gene CUNH8orf76, whose product is annotated as chromosome unknown C8orf76 homolog. Gene Ontology annotation, molecular function: protein binding. The record is from RefSeq and is a predicted model, not a curated record. Lineage: Eukaryota; Metazoa; Chordata; Aves; Galliformes; Phasianidae. Bases 4032 to 5126 code for a protein of 364 amino acids. The transcript has 6 exons.
ACUUCCAAUGAUUUAAGGAAGGAUGUAAUGAUGGGCAAAGUCCAUUCUCAAUUUCUGCAUUUUGUUCGCAUGUGUGCAUUUAGCAGUGCUUUCCCUCUGCUUUGCCUCGUGCUUUCUGCAGGCAUCGAUACUUGGACAAGGGAAGCAUGAAGCCAUAUGAGCUAAAUUUAAUAGCAGUUUCCACUUGGUGCUUUCCAGCUCAGCAUGGGAAACAAGGCACUGGAGAAUCAAAAAAAGCCAGACGGGUUACUUCCAUGUGGAGGCAGUUACCUCUCCAUAUGGACAAGGAGACGGGGACUGGGGAAGCCCGCAAGUCACUCAAGGGCAAUCUUGAAGCCCUGGAUCUGUGUCUUUGAUGUGCCUCUUUUUUUCUUUAUCUUUUUUUGCCUCUAAUUCUAUUGAUUUGUUUCUCAGUUCCUGCAGAACAAUAUUGUAGGGUGUCAGCUUAGUUUAAUAGGUGCUGUACAACAGAGGUGUGCAGCAGCCAGAUGCAGAUGCUUCAGUGAUGUCCUGGAGGAGAUGCUACAGGAGUCCUCCCAGUCCCAAGGACCUCGGAGCUGUGAAGUUUUAACACAGCCUGAUUUAAUCCCGAGUAGCAAUUAAGCAACAAGCACAACUGUUGCCAUGUUGCCAGGGGAAGUUAAUGAGUUUUCAGAGGCAAACCAAUAAAACUGAAAAAAAAAAAAAGUGCACAGAAGGAGGCAUACACAUCUCUCUGGGGUUUGGUCCAGUUAGAGCAGCAGGUCAGCGAUGCCUCUGUGGUGGUUUGUGUGUCAAGUUUGUAUCCGCUGGUUGUCAGGUCCAGCCUUAAUGCUUGCCACAGAUGGCUGAGCAGCAUCCUUGUGACUCCUGUCAGUUCAGGAAGCGUGUGGAGCUGCAAGGGAGGAUCACUGCUUGAAGACUGUCCCAGGCAUCUGAUCACCUUUCUUUCCAAAAAUUCCUCUUUUCAGCAGCAUUCCUGUCCAACCCAAGGGCGUGCUCGUUCUGCUCAGCAUUCAUCUUACAAGGCAUGAAAUGGUUGCAGAGCCCAUUAAUGGCCGAACACAUCAGUGCUUAGCACACCCUUUUGGCAGUAACAACUUCAUUGGGUUUUGUGAGACCUGAGGGGGAAGGAUUAUGGCCUAGUUAAUAUGGCUUACCAGCAGUUUGAAAGGCUGCGCUGUUGGAAGGUAGAUAAGCAAAUGAACUGUCUUUGGGGGAUGCAUCCUCUCUUAUCUGUCUUAAGAUAAUGGAGAUCUUCUGGCUUCUGUUACCAAGCAGUUCUUUUUUUUUCUUAUUUCUGUGAUGCACAGCCCUUCAUCUCCCCAUUCAUUUUGGUCCUGUCUUCAUAGAACUGUGAGCUGGCUGGCUGAUUUAGACAGAAGAGGAAUUCCAUGGUCCACUGGCCUGCACACUCCUGCUCACGCUACUCUGGUUUCAGUAUCCUGUCCUCCUGUUGCAGACAGUGAGGGUAGGGUGUUGGAGCAGUUUUUAGGGUGAGGAACCAUUUCAGCUCCCUUACUUGCCUUUCCUUAGUGCUCGCUUUACCUUCAAGGACAGACCUACACUUAGCAAAUGAAGCUUUGUCACAUUUGGCUGGUUUCUCAACCAGCUUGAGAUAGAUGGAGGUUCAUCCUGUUUCUACCAGCCCUUCUUUGAAGAUAUGCUGAGUUUGAGACAAGUAUCAUUUUGCUCUAAUUUUGGUUGGUGGCAUCUGGGAGCUUAGGCUCAGGGGUCAGAUUUUCACCACUCUCAGUGUGACCACCUAUUGCUUGAGAACAGACUGCGCUUGAGGUCUGCAGUUGUGUCUCAUACUAUGGUAGUAACAUUUGCUAGUGUUCAUCAAAGCUCACCAGAGCUUUAACUGCAGUUUUGCUUGUUGAAUCACUUUUUCAUGUCUCUUAGUUUGUACCGGAGAUAGCCUUGGUAUGCCCUUAGCCGUGAAAUGCUGUUUGUGUUACCCUCCUGUGCCAGUCAUGGACAAUAUCCCCUUAUGUUUGGCACCACGCAAAGAGGAUGAAAGAUGGUUUCUGCUGUAGAGAUCUUGCAAUCUCAGUAAAAGGCAAGAGACAAUAAGUGCGGGGAGAAAAGGACACAUCAAGACAAUGUCAGCAAAUAAAGAGCUUCUCUUCAUGAACGUGUUUAGAGAAGAGCCAAUGUUAUGACUGUCGAAAAAGAAAACUAAUCUUUCCCCCAAGGUAUGAAUAUUUCACAAUGUCUGGAAGAUCCCACUUGAUGACUCAGGAACCACCCAUCCUUUGAGGAACGCUGCCUGUGGGCCUGAGUGCUCUCUUCACUGCAGGCAGCACGCUUUCUUUGAGGAGAGAAUGAGUCCCUUGCUUCCUUCCAAGGGCAGCUCCUUUCCAGUCUGCUUUAUUAAAACUAUAAACGAUGUCAGAGCUGCAUUAUUCCUUAGCCAACGUGUGUGGGUAGUGCCUACCAAAACAGGGCCCUCACUACCAGCCGGGAUUUCUCCUUUCCACUGUGUGUGCUUGAUGGUCUCUUGAAACCUCUGUGGUGUGUGUUCUCCUCCUGGAACAAGUGUCCAGGCUGUGGCAAAGACCCAUAGAGCCUAUCACAAUACAAGAAAUAAUAUCAGGAAUUAAAUAAGCACCAGUGGAGGGAAUUCUUUUGAAUUAAUUCUGCCUCUGACAGGGCUAAAGAAAGGUUGUUAGGAUUCAAACAAGCUCUGUCUGCCACGCUGUGUUUUCUUUUCCUGGCUGAAAGGCUCAGGUCCUAUGGCAGCAGAAUGAAUUCCUGCCUGUCCUUUGAGAUGCCUUUACUGUCCAGGCUUCCUCUGGGCUCACCCUGAUGGCAACGUGGAACACAUAGGCUUGCCUCCUUGGUUCCAUUGGUCUGAUUUUCAUACGGGCAACUGGUGCUUUAGGCUAGCAGUGCAGCAUGACCUUAGCUGUCUGUAGGAAUAUUCAUCUCUGGCUUCUUUGUAUCCGUGAAGCUGCCUACACACAGCAGCUGCAGCAGUGUGGGCUCCCAUAGGGCUUAUGUAUCUGCAAGCCCCUCAAAGCUGCUUCUUCCAGGGCUGUUGGUUUCUGCUGCAUGAAGCGAAGGCUAACAGCACCAUGGCAAAUCAUGCCUCGCAAGCUCAGGCAAACAGCUUUACUUAAGUAAAAUGGGAAUUUGUAUUCUGGCAGCUAUACUGAUGACUUGGGGCUUGCAGGAGAAAUUGAGCAACUCUCCAGUGCUGACAAGGCAGAGGAAUUUCUAACAGUUGCACUUUUUUAUAUCUGUAACUAAUACGCGAGGAGCCUUGUAAAUGUCUGAGGGGAGGUGGGGGAAGGGGAGAGCCAGGGAAGGAAAAAAGAAGAAAAGCAGUGUUAUGCUGUGACUUAUGACUCAAACCAUGCAGUCAGCUGCUAGGCCCCCUGCGUGGCGCUCAGGAAUUGCUUCUCUCCUAUCAUUGAUUCACCAGACAAAGGCAUUUUCUGCAUUGCAACACACAGCCUUUGCAGACCACGUUGGUAUCCUCACAGGCAAUGGUGGCUGAAACCCUGAGCCCUGCAGGACUCCUCAAUCCGAGCUGGCAGCCAACGGGCUGCUCUUGGAUUUGCCCCUGGGAGCGCCUUGCAGUUUGUGUUCUACUUUGUGCUGGGGCCGCAUUUCACUUUGAUUACUCAUGAUUCUUGUUCUGUUUUUCUUCUUUUCCAUUUGUUCCUAGCCAUCUUGCUGGAUUUUAGUGCUGUACUCAGACUGCUGUGCUGCAGCAUGACUGGCAGUCCUGGAGGACUGGGAAAGGAGCGCAUGUGUCCGGUUAAUGCGAGGAGAAGCGCAGAUGCUGCAACUGUUCAGACACCAGAGCUGAUGACUGCAGAUCCAUUUCUGUGUGCUCUGCCUGUCCUGUAGGAGCUCAGCAUACCAGUCCGCGUGCAGAGGGAAGCUGGAAGGCUUUUGUGUGCACAUAUAAGAAGCCCCAGCUGUACUUGUCUACCCUGACAUAACAAAACAAUCAAAAGCAUCAUGUGGAGCAAACUCCUGUUUUUCUCAAGACUCACCUGUUAAGCAAUUUCCUAUGUUCAAGAGCUCUUCUUUGCCAAAUGUGGUUCUGCGGUGAGACAAGCGGCGAGGAGGACGCCGAAGUACUGACGGCCCAGAAGUUCCGGGCUGAUCUGGCCUACAGGGAACGGGAGUUUGAGAAAGCUCUGUGUGAAUACUCAAACUGCUUGCAGCACUUGCCUCCUGGUAACAUUGCCAUGAGGCGGGACGUCCAGGAGGGCCAGGCUCGCUGUUUGUCUCAAUUAGGAAGGCACAAGGAAGCUCUGGAUAUUGCAGAAAGAAUGAGAAACGGUGCCACAAACACGGAUCACUUAACGACUGUUCUCAACCUGCAGUUUGCCAUUUAUCGGGAUCUGGAAAACGUAGAAAAAAAGAUCGUGUGUCUGCAGCAGCUGAUCUGCUUACAUCCCUUCAACCCUUGGUACUGGAUGUCACUUGCUGAAGCUUAUAUGGACCUUUUGCAGGGCUUGUCUCCAUUAUGCAUUCCAGAAACAAACCUACAUUGGUCCAGAGAGGUUAGUGAUGGUAGUUUCGGAAUAUCAGCUGGAGGAGAGAUUAAUCUUCAGCCUCACAGAUCGGACUGCCAGAGCGAAGGCCCUCUGUCCUGCCCAGCUGCAGAAACAAAGAGCGAGAGCUCAGCGACCUGCAGCAGCAGCCAGGCUGUAACAGAAAUGCUCUGCACUUCAGACAACACUGGAAGGAAGGCUGAAGGGAAACAGGCAGCCUGCGAGUCCUGGGAGCCGGACUUGGCAAAGCAUGUUGGCGUAAAGGCGUGUGCCUCAUUUGUUAGAGCAAGGCUUUUACUUCAGCUUACUCAACUGCAACAGUCAUCCUUUGCUCUCGAAAAUAACAUAAAAUGUCAGAAAGAAAUUGAUGACAAAGUGGCACAGUUUGGUUUAAAUGAAAACUCCCUGCUGCAGGUGACCAAGGUGAUGGGAGCAGAUCUUAUACCAGAAAAACUAAAGGAGGAAUUUCAGGGCGAGGUAAAAUGCAUAGGCUCUUCAGCACUGUCAUCAUUGGUAACCGCAUCGGCCUCGGAGUUUGAAAUCAAAUGGUUCGAUAUUCUGCGAGAUGAUCUGUGCCACUUGGACAGGCAGUUCUCUUCAGAGACACACACCCCACCUCUGGCAACGUAGGGCUGUUGUAUUUAUUGUCACGGCUUCAGAGGAUUAUGGAAUGAUGCACGCAAAACGUUCGUGUUGUAUUUUUUACGUUUUCUUAUAGUAUGUAUUUCAAGAAAGUAAAUCUCUGCAUUUGAA